UACCAUUUAUGCAUAGAAGAUGCAAAAUUUUCAAACACUUCUUUACUCAAGAAGCCAUUGUACUUGCGUACCCUAUUAUUGAGAAAAUGUCAUUUAUAUGAUAAGCUCCAUCUGCGUCAGUUUGUCCUCUCAAAAUUGAAAUUCCUCCGGGUGUUAGAUUUAAGUGAAAAUUUUAUAGAAGAGGUGCCAACAUCAGUUGAAAAUUUGAUACAUUUGAGGUACCUUAACUUGUCUAGGAAUAAGAUUAAAGUUCAACCUGACGCCAUUACUCGUCUCCAGAAUCUGCGAUAUCUCAAUCUCACCGAGAAUCCCCUUCAAGAGUUACCAAAAAAAUUAAGAAAUAUGCAAAGCCUUUGCUAUCUUCAUUGCGAUUGUGAUUAUUUGACUCACAUGCCCCCUGGGUUGUCACGGCUGACUAAUCUUCGAAGUUUAUCAUGCUUUGUUGCCGGGAAUAGAACGGGCUCAUGCUCAAUUAUCGAACUUGAGGAUUUGAAGCUUCAUGGACAAAUGGAAGUCAAAUUUUCUGGGAAUUUCACUAAUUAUUCUUGUGGUGGAAGAAAAAUUUUGAAGAAUAAAGAUUUUAAUGAGUUAUCCUUAUUAUUUAAUUGUUCGGACACUAAUGACAUGAGCAUGCUGGAAGAUCUUUGCCCCAACACGAAUUUAAAGAAGUUGAAGGUAUCCAAUUACGGGAGCCAACAAUUUCCAACAUGGUUGAUUGAGUCACAACUACCAAUGUUGGUUGAAGUUGAUAUUGAAAAAUGCUAUAAAUGUCAGCAUAUUCCUCAUUUUGGAGAUCUCCAAUUUCUUAGAAGCCUUGUCAUAGACACAAUGCAUGAAGUGCAACACAUUGGUGUUGAGUUACAUGGGCACGGUGGCUUUCCUUCCCUCCAAGAACUCAAGUUGAUAAGGAUAUCGAAUUUAGAGGAAUGGUCCGAGGAUGAAGGCCGUGUCAAUGAGUUGUUCCCUUUACUGAAGAGAUUGGAGAUUUGCAAUUGUCCAAAACUGAAAAACAUGCCAAGGCUUCCAAGAAUUGAACUUCUUAAUCUACGUAACUGCAAUGAGAGCCUAGUCUCAGGCUUUGGAAGAAUGACUUCUCUUUCUCAUCUCAUACUGGAGGACAUGGAGGGCAUGAGAUCUCUUCCAAGUGGUUGUUUAAGAAACCUCACAUUCCUAAAGGAAUUGGAAAUUCGACGCUGCAAUGAACUCGAAUCUCUUCCUAUGGAUGAUUUGCAGCUCCUAACAAUGGUCCAUUCAUUGUCCAUUGAGGAAUGUAACAAUUUGGCAUCCUUCCCGUUAGAAGUGGAACGUGUUAGUUCUCUUCGAUAUCUCUGUUUCAAAAAUGUUGACAGCAACGCACUGCAGCCAGAAAUACCUGUAGAAAUCCUGAAUUCACUGAAUGAGUUCGACAUUCAGAUUUGUGGCAAGAAAGUAAAUUUAGGCGGGCAACUACAACACUUACACACGCUCCGACAAUUGUGGAUAAGUGAUUCACAUCAUUUUUCUUAUGAUAUGAAGAUAUCUGGAUCCAUUCAGGCAAAUUUAAGUAUUUGCUGUUGUGAUGAAUUGGAAUCCUUGAUGACAGAAGCACCAUCAACCAGUGUGCUAGAAGAUCUACACAUAUGCGAUAUCCCCAACCUCAAGACCUUACCUGAAUGGCUACAACAUCUCGGAUCACUUCAUCAGCUAUCAAUCCGCAACUGCCGUCAAUUAGAAUCGCUUCCAAGGAGUCUUCAGGGCCUCCAUUUGUUGAACUCUUUGUUCAUUGAUGAGUGUUCCCUACAACUGGAAAGAAGAUGCAAAAGGGAGACAGGCGAAGAUUGGCCGAACUUUUCACAUGUGCCACGUAUUGAUAUUUCUACAAGAGUGAUCUACGAAACUCAAUGCUGUGGUCCGUUCUUCAGAGUCGAUCGUACAAGAUCGAGAGAGAUAUAAUUGCAAUUGACAGCAAGGAAGCAGAGCAAUUCGUUCUACGUACUCCUAGAUCGCUUGUCAGGGGUUUUACUAAAUAUUUAUUUUAACUUUACUUUGCGCAUAAUUGGAAUGGUUGAAAACAAAAGAUAUGUGAUUGGCUGUGGGACUAUUUUAAAAAUGAAAUCAUUUUUGAACUUUUCACUA
This is a messenger RNA of Zingiber officinale, 2115 nucleotides long. RefSeq names its product disease resistance protein RGA2-like. The transcript is spliced from 3 exons. NCBI's taxonomy places the organism in Eukaryota, Viridiplantae, Streptophyta, Magnoliopsida, Zingiberales, Zingiberaceae. The record is from RefSeq and is a predicted model, not a curated record. Bases 343 to 1932 code for a protein of 529 amino acids.